UUAGCAAUAUAAAGAUGUGGUACAAGAGCGGAAGUAACCUUAUCAGUGUAGCCCUUUGUGUUACCACAUGCAUCCUAACUUUCAACUAUUGGUCCAUAUCACAAGAUAUGGUAAUUUUAGACGCUCAAGUAAAAGUUUGUCGUCAGAAAGAGCUAGAUUAUAACGGAGUAGCAACGGAAUGUAAGAAGAGGAUAACAGAACUACAUGAUAAGAUCAGUAUACUUAACAGUGAUAAAGAAGUCAUUGCUACACAAAAGUUUUCCUUAUCCUCUUUGGCUGAUGCUCGAUUAAAUCAAAUAAACGAAGCAAAUAGAAAUACCGCUGAAGUAAAUGAAAAGUUAACGGAGUGUGAGAGUAGAGAAGGCACUGCGUCAGAAGAGAAAGCAGAGUUAUCAGGAAGAAUACAAGAGUUAGUGACUACUAACCAAGAACUCCAGGAGCAAAAUCAGGAGAUGGUUGCUAAGAUACAAACUUUAACGGAACAGUUAGCGGCCGCACAGCCUGCCGCACAGCCUGCCCAGGAGGCCUAAACAAUUUGUUGAGUUUUAGAUGUCAUUUCACAUAUUUUUAUGCUUAAAUGUUAUGAGUUAUGGAUAUACGGGGUAUUAUAAAUACGAGUAAGUUUGUUACUAAAUUAAUAAUU
Molecule: messenger RNA, 643 nt
Organism: Bolinopsis microptera
Lineage: Eukaryota; Metazoa; Ctenophora; Tentaculata; Lobata; Bolinopsidae
Exons: 5
Coding region: 15-530 (171 amino acids)
Source: RefSeq, a predicted model, not a curated record